UUCUAAACCUCAUCAAGUCCUUAUCAAGUACCUUAGCAAGUGAAAUUAAGGUUUCUUUGCAGUAGUGAGAUACGGGUUAAAUAGCCGGUGUUUUUAUUGUGGUUUUAUUACUGUUAAAGUUUAAUUAUUGACCCAUCUACCAGUAGGCACCGUUUUUCAUCUUAUUACGGAAGUAAGUAACGCUUUAUUGUGUAAGCCUGUUGUGUUGGUCACUCCACUGCUGUCUGAGCCACAACAACUUCUUUAGUUAAAAAGAUUUAAAGAUGGGAGGAGAAAAAGGACUCCUCAUUGGCUUCAUUCUCUUCUUGACCUUGUCUGGCAUCUACACAUUUGAUAUACUGGAAAAUAUGCAGGAUCUACGAGACAGAACCGACUUUGGCAAAGCUUUUCCACGACAUGGACUCAAGAUUCUGCUCUGGCUCAUCUGCCAGGGUGAGAUUGACCAAAAUGGAGUCCUGCAACUUAAUUUUAACCCAGCUAAAAAUGUUUUUGGCAUUCACAGGUAUCUAGACCGUGAAGGUGUCUUUCCUGUCCUGGACAACCUGCCGAAAAAAUACUACACCGUCGGCAGUAUUGGCCCACUGAAUGUGCGAGAACAUUUUCCUGACUACGUCACUGAGGAUUACUGCAACUCAUGGGGGCAUUCAUUGCGAAACGUAGACAGAAUUGUGAUUAGAGUACAAGAUGACAACCCGUCACGAGUGGACGAAGUGUAUGUCACACAGCAUUUUAGAGACAAAAACCUGGGAAGCCACUAUGAUCCUGGUAACACGUUCAAGAUCAGCUCUAAUCUACUUAGGGAAAUUCAGAAGUUUUGUCCUCAUAUCUAUCAGACUUCCAAUCAAAACCACAAAAAGGAUCAGAACUUUUCCAACAACCCAGGACUUGUUGAGUUUCUGAAUGAGGUAGGUUAUCGCUCCAGUAAAAACAAGGGUCAACAGUCAAAAUCCAGCAAUUCGCAGCACGGCCAUCAGUCAGGCUCAAAGAAACGUGACUGUGAUACAGUUUUAGUCAAAGGUUAUGACGCCGGCCUGCAGCUUUAUGAAAAGGACAGCUACGCUUGCCUUCGACUCUACAUCAAGAAGUCCUUCUUCAACUGGAAGAAAGCCUUCCGCUACUCUUGGGUGGCUCUUUACACCAGCGCAGAGGUUUCCAACCAAGAGUACCAAAAGUACAAGUGGAGCACCGACUUUGAGAAGAGCUCAGAGGAAGACCACUUGGAGGACUAUGAUGUCUAUGAGUACCAGUCAAAGAUAGCCAUUGCUCCUGGACUCCAGGCCCGAAUGAUGCUGCACAACAGCUAUACGGAUGAAAUUGCACGUACUGAACCCUGGCCUGAGUUGUUGAGCACUUCUGGAAUCAAUUGGAGCUUUUGGAUCCUUCUAUUGUUUGGUCUGCUAGCUAUCUUUGUUAUUAAAAUCCUGAGAGAUGCUUCCAGAAUAGUCAGACCAGCCCCACCGUUUGUGGAUGUGUCUGAGGGUAGGCCAGGCCUGUGA
This is a messenger RNA of Astyanax mexicanus (Mexican tetra), 1496 nucleotides long. RefSeq lists its product as uncharacterized. The record is from RefSeq and is a predicted model, not a curated record. Bases 264 to 1496 code for a protein of 410 amino acids. NCBI's taxonomy places the organism in Eukaryota, Metazoa, Chordata, Actinopteri, Characiformes, Acestrorhamphidae. The transcript has 2 exons.